Poecile atricapillus (Black-capped chickadee) is the source of this 2970-nucleotide messenger RNA. It is a transcript of the gene FABP2, whose product is annotated as fatty acid binding protein 2. The record is from RefSeq and is a predicted model, not a curated record. The transcript has 4 exons. Gene Ontology annotation, cellular component: nucleus; cytosol. Gene Ontology annotation, biological process: fatty acid transport. The coding region runs from base 1905 to 2228 and encodes 107 amino acids. Gene Ontology annotation, molecular function: fatty acid binding. Lineage: Eukaryota; Metazoa; Chordata; Aves; Passeriformes; Paridae.
GGUAAUCCUAGGAUUCAUUUUAGCAUACAGAAACUGAUAAAGUAAAUACCAGGGUUGUUACUGCUUUAAUCCUAAAUUUUGCUUCCAGGGUUUUUCAGCCUAGAUCUUAUUAACUCCUGCACUUCAGUUCUCUCCAAUAAAAAAGCUCUCCAAAAUGCAGCAUUCUAUGGAUCAGAGCCAUUACAUAGGAAUUAAAAAGCACUCUAUACAGACAGUUUAAGAGCAAAUUUUAAAACCCACAGCCCACUACUAACUAAUCAGACAAAUGGAUUUAUACUCACUGGAAAUUUCUAGGUAAUCCUCAAAUGCUGAAUUCUCUUGCUGAGCAAAUCCCACAUCAGCAGCCUCCAGGAGAUUCUCCACGAACCAAAAUAAAAGCAGAAAUUCAGCAAACAGGCAGCUGGAGUAGGAAAACAUCUAGUUCAAGCAGGGUCUAAUCCUGCUGCAAUGCAACACCCAACUGCAAUAUGUACUUUGAAAAUAUUUAUUCAAGACAUGGCAUUAGUUAGGCUCCAUCAAGUUCCUGGUUGCUAGGCCACCCAUUGUAACGCUCAAGUUGGCUUUACUGGCAUAGAACUAUUUGCCACAUUGAUAUAAAACUGAGUAUUGUGGUUCAAAUGCUUAGUGAAACUUCCCAGUAAGGGAUCCAUCUUUUCAACUCAUCCCAAGAUAUAAUGAAGAAUCAUUCAGUAGAAAACUGAAUAAAUUGAUAAAUUAUCAUAUCAAUAUGAUAAUUGUUCAUAAAUACUGGGCAAUCAAUCUGCAUGGUUUUAUCAGGAAUUAAUAUCUCAUUAUAGAAAUCAAUAUUUUCAUGAGUAUAUUAUGUUCAUGCUGGCACCAAGCCUUAACCAACUCAACAGUUCUACUGUCCUAACUAAUUUUAGUCAGAACAACUCAAAUACAAACCACAAAACAAUAAACAGGAGAGAUGAAUACAACCCACUGCAAAAGCCUUUUUGUCACCCUGAUCUUUGGAACUUCUCUCUCAAUUGCCAUCACAAUACACCUUGCUAUGAUGAUCACAGACUGGCAGCAUGAGGUUGGCAUAACCAUAUAAGUUAAUAAUUUAUUUGCCAUCCACCUUAUCCAAAGAUCAAACUUCAAAGUUAGUAAGUUUGUCCAUUUUCAGGCUUCUGAAGCUGGCAUGUUGAAGAAAACCACAAAGCCAAGAACACACCCUUAGCUUUCAAAACUGUCAUGAAAACAGCAGUACCAGAAAACAAGAUUUCCAGGCACCGUUCUGAAAACCACACAAGGAAGAGGGAGACGGAAGAAGGAAAAAGGUUGUGGAAUAUUCCAACUAAGAAAAUCUAUAAAACCGAUUUUAACUGUGAUUUUAGAAGAAAAACCAGCUACUGUAAGAAGACAAAAGCGCUCCAAAUGAAGAACAGAUUGUAUGAUUCUAGUACAUAAGAAAAACCAAAGUCAUAUUUUGUCAUAUUGAGGAACUCACAUUAUUUUAGGCCUCAAUUUUCUACUAAAUACAGCAGAACCUGCUGUAAGAAAGAACCUUUCUGCCAAGACUGUAAAGGAAGUUAUCAGUUUUGUUAUGUAACAGCAGCUUGGAUGAACUAUAACUCGACACUGGGUAGUUUUGUCUAUGUGUAUACACUACAGAGAUCACUUAAGACUGACAGUGAUAACUACAAAGGUCAAGAUACACAGCAGUGCAAUAAAAACAGAUAAUCUGAUUCUUAGAAUGAAGCCUGCCCAUUUUCUGAGCUGGCUGAAGGGUAAGAUGGGAAUGCAUGAUUGGCACAGCACAGGGCAUGGGCUGAAAUAUUUUUUUUUAAUUAUUCAGGUGAUCAAAACCAGCAUGAAAUUGUGGGAAAAGAACGCUGCAUGUGAAAACUACACACCAAGACCUAACUGUUGCUGUGAAAUGCACAUUGUGAGGUGUUGGCAUGAUGAAAAGAAAGCUGGGAGCUCAUGAUAAUCUGAAGAUUACCAUCCAACAAAAUGGGGACAAAUUUAAUGUCAAAGAAGCCAGCAACUUCCGAAACAUAGAGAUUGAAUUUACUCUGGGAGUCAACUUUGAGUACAGCCUGGCUGAUGGGACUGAACUUUCUGGUACUUGGACCCUGGAAGGAAAUAAACUUGUGGGCACAUUUACCAGAAAAGACAAUGGAAAGGUACUUAAAGCAACCAGAGAAAUCGUGGGUGAUGAACUCGUUCAGACCUAUGUAUAUGAAGGAGUUGAGUCCAAGAGGUUCUUCAAGAGGGGCUAAGCACUUCACACAGAACUGCACCAGAAUGAAGGAACAAUAAAAGACCAUUUUCUACACUUCCUCUGUGUUGGUUUUUUUUUUUUUUCCAUCCCCUCACAAAACCUCCCUAGCUGCAGUUACCUAGCCCUGCUGAAAACAUGGGCUAGUUCUUUAUGCUACUGUUUUGCCUUGAAGAAACAAACCCCCAUUACCAAAUGCUAAAAUGUCUUUUGUUCUAAGUCCUACCAAAGUGUCACAAUACAAAAAGCUGCAGAAACUGUAUUGCAUGAACAGAACUUCAAUAUUUUUUGCACAAGCUCUCAAAUGAAGACUUAAGUUUCCUUACAAAGGUAUUUAUAUGUUUCUCUGUGUAUGUAAUAUUGAGCAAAAUCAUGGGAAAACCAAAAAUAAAGAUCAUACAGAUGGGGACAACGCUUAAAAGGGAAGUACUGUCAUUGUCCCACCUCAAAUUUGGAACAUACUUCAUCUACUACACAUAUGUAACCAAUACUUGCUGUAUAACAACAAAUCCAUCCUUAUUUUUAUUGACAGAACUUAUAAAGGAAAACUGCUACACUUAAGUGUUUAAGAAAAGUAAGCUCUGUUCAGAAGCAGCUGUCUGCAAUCUGCCUUAUAUCUUAUUAAAAUCUCUUAAUAUCUCCUAAUAUUGAGGCUAAAAAGGGGUAAUGGCUACCAAGAGAAAGGUUUUGUUUCACACACUCCUGGGUUUCUGGUCAUUUUUCUGGAUACGAAAAUAAUAGCC